AAAUGUGCGGUCACACUGCCCUGGACAAAAAAAAGACGCCGGCAAAAAGAAGCGAAAAUUGGUUAAACAGAAUUAAAGCCGCCAAAAACCAGUCAAAAUGUCGUUCAAGGGCAAUCCCAAGGUGCAGAAGGUGAUGGUGCAGCCCAUCAACCUGAUCUUCCGAUACCUGCAGAACAGAUCCCGCGUGCAAGUCUGGCUAUACGAAAACAUAUCGCUGCGCAUCGAGGGCCACAUCGUGGGCUUCGACGAGUACAUGAAUCUGGUGCUGGACGAUGCCGAGGAGGUCUAUGUGAAGACCCGUCACCGCAGGAACCUCGGUCGAAUCAUGCUCAAGGGCGACAACAUCACGCUUAUACAGAACGUCAGUCCCACGAAGGACUAGGGGUACAGCUCCUAUCCUGUGAAUCCUACGAAUUCCACCUGCGAUAGCUGCACGUCCUAAACAUAAGUUAAAUAAAUGUAAAGCCGAAAUCUGAAGACGAAUGUUCAAAUAAAGGGUAGACUUUCUGUAA
Molecule: messenger RNA, 512 nt
Organism: Drosophila subpulchrella
Lineage: Eukaryota; Metazoa; Arthropoda; Insecta; Diptera; Drosophilidae
Gene: SmE
Product: probable small nuclear ribonucleoprotein E
Exons: 1
Coding region: 98-382 (94 amino acids)
Biological process (GO): spliceosomal snRNP assembly; mRNA splicing, via spliceosome
Cellular component (GO): U4 snRNP; U1 snRNP; U2 snRNP
Molecular function (GO): RNA binding
Source: RefSeq, a predicted model, not a curated record